Messenger RNA from Tupaia belangeri chinensis (Chinese tree shrew), 3539 nucleotides. It is a transcript of the gene SLC9A9, whose product is annotated as solute carrier family 9 member A9. Gene Ontology annotation, cellular component: plasma membrane; recycling endosome. Gene Ontology annotation, molecular function: sodium:proton antiporter activity; potassium:proton antiporter activity. The transcript has 16 exons. Gene Ontology annotation, biological process: sodium ion import across plasma membrane; proton transmembrane transport; regulation of intracellular pH. The coding region runs from base 147 to 2081 and encodes 644 amino acids. The record is from RefSeq and is a predicted model, not a curated record. Lineage: Eukaryota; Metazoa; Chordata; Mammalia; Scandentia; Tupaiidae.
UAAGCCAGGGCAGAAUGCUUAUGAAGUAGCGACUAACUGGCAGUGUUUAUUCUGAAAUUCUCAGACAGCCAGACUGUCCUAGGCAAACCUUGCUAACAUAGCCCUUAUCUAGGUUUUUAUCGGAGGAAUCCCAGGAAGACUGGAGAAUGGAGAGACAGCAAAGGUUUAUGUCAGAGAAGGAUGAGUAUCAGUUUCAACAUCAGGGAGCAGUCGAGCUGCUUGUCUUUAAUUUUUUGCUCAUCCUUACCAUUUUGACAAUCUGGUUAUUUAAAAAUCAUCGAUUCCGCUUCUUACAUGAAACUGGAGGAGCGAUGGUAUAUGGUCUCAUAAUGGGAUUGAUUUUACGAUAUGCUACAGCACCAACUGAUAUUGAAAGUGGAACUGUCUAUGACUGUGGGAACCUGGCUUUCAGCCCGUCUACUCUACUGGUUAAUAUCACUAACCAGGUUUAUGAAUAUAAAUACAAGAGAGAAGUAAGCCAGCACAAUAUCAAUCCUCACCAAGGCAAUGCCAUACUUGAAAAGAUGACAUUUGAUCCAGAAAUCUUCUUCAAUGUUUUGCUGCCACCGAUUAUAUUUCAUGCGGGAUAUAGUUUAAAGAAGAGACACUUCUUUCAAAACUUAGGAUCUAUUUUAACAUAUGCCUUCUUGGGAACUGCCAUCUCCUGUAUCCUCAUAGGGUUGAUUAUGUAUGGCUUUGUGAAAGCUAUGAUAUAUGCUGGCCAGUUGAAGAACGGAGACUUUCAUUUCACUGACUGCUUACUUUUUGGUUCACUGAUAUCUGCUACAGAUCCAGUGACGGUGCUGGCCAUUUUCCACGAACUGCACGUCGACCCCGACCUGUACACACUCUUGUUUGGGGAGAGUGUUUUGAACGAUGCAGUGGCUAUCGUCCUUACAUAUUCUAUAUCCAUCUACAGUCCCAAGGAGAACCCAAAUGACUUUGAUGCUGCGGCGUUCUUCCAGUCGGUGGGGAACUUCCUGGGGAUCUUUGCUGGCUCCUUUGCGAUGGGGUCCGCGUAUGCUGUUGUCACGGCGCUGUUGACCAAAUUUACCAAGCUGUGUGAGUUCCCAAUGCUGGAAACUGGCCUGUUUUUUCUCCUCUCUUGGAGUGCCUUCCUGUCUGCCGAGGCCGCCGGCCUAACAGGGAUAGUCGCUGUUCUCUUCUGUGGAGUCACACAGGCGCAUUAUACCUACAACAAUCUGUCGUCAGAGUCCAAAAUGAGGACAAAACAGUUAUUUGAAUUUAUGAAUUUUUUGGCUGAGAACGUCAUCUUCUGUUACAUGGGCCUGGCGCUGUUCACCUUCCAGAAUCACAUCUUUAAUGCUCUUUUUAUACUUGGAGCUUUUCUUGCUAUUUUUAUCGCCAGAGCCUGUAACAUAUAUCCCCUCUCCUUCCUCCUGAAUCUGGGCCGAAAACAGAAGAUCCCCUGGAACUUUCAGCACAUGAUGAUGUUUUCAGGUUUGCGAGGAGCAAUCGCGUUUGCCUUAGCUAUUCGGAACACAGAAUCUCAGCCCAAGCAAAUGAUGUUUACCACCACACUGCUCCUCGUGUUCUUCACCGUCUGGGUGUUUGGAGGAGGCACCACCCCCAUGCUGACUUGGCUUCAGAUCAGAGUUGGUGUGGACCUGGAAGAAAAUCUGAAGGAGGAACCCUCUUCACACCAGGAAACAAAUAACUUGGAUAAAAGUACGACUAAAAUGGAAAGUGCUCGGCUCUUCAGGAUGUGGUAUGGCUUUGACCACAAAUACCUGAAACCCAUUUUAACCCACUCUGGCCCUCCCCUGACCACCACAUUACCUGAAUGGUGCGGUCCAAUUUCCAGGCUGCUCACCAGCCCUCAGGCCUAUGGGGAACAGCUGAAAGAGGAUGACGUGGAAUGCAUCGUAAACCAGGAUGAACUAGCCAUGAAUUACCAGGAGCCAGCCCCCUCACCCUGUAGUCCUCCUGCAAGACUGGGUCUGGACCAGAAAGCUUCACCUCAGACUCCAAGCAAGGAAAACAUUUAUGAUGGAGACCUCGGUCUAGGAGGCUAUGAACUCAAGCUUGAGCAAACGCCGGGUCAAUCUCAGUUGAAUUAAUUGGCAUGAAGAAUGCAGAUGUAAUCAUAAGUAAUGUAAGGCUCCCGGAGGACCAUGAGCCAAGCUGAUGAGGCCGUGAGGGGAGAGGCUGGAAAAUGUAUUAGGAGUGUAAAUUGGAGAGAAUCAAAACCUUGUCACAUGUAUCCUCUGGUGCCUGCAGAAAUGAGAAUUUAUUGUCAUCCCUCUAUAUUAUGCAACUGGAUUUAAUUUGUUGACAGCAGCCAUUUUUGUAACUGUACUGGGUGGGGCAGGGGGAGUCAGGAAUCUAGAUACUGUAAGGAUAAACAGAUGUGCUAGGUCUGCAGGGUGUUUCUGCUCCAUACGCAGCCCUCCAGGCUCUCCACUCAGAUUCGGGAUUUUACUCCUGUCCUUCGGGAGAGUUUGACAACACACCCACACACAAAAAAAAGAGCUUCUAAAUUUAAACCUGUUGCUCCUAAGCACAGGGGAACAUCCCGUUAUUUAUUAAGAGUUUUUAUCAUUUGAAGACUUGACUCCCACUUGUCCUAAGUAACCACAGGGCCAUGUCGGAGCCCAAAUAAGCACUCAUUGUUUAUGGCCUCGUAGAACUCUCACCGAGCGCAAGAACUUCCUGUUCUUGUUGCCAUCCUUUUCGCGCUGCUUCUCCCAUUGGGCGAAGAGGUUGCUUAUAGCUGGGUAUGAGCUGCACCCAAUGGAGGGCCGCUGUCCAGCUUGGAAGGGCCCCUUUCAGGGCAAGCUGGCUUCUUUUCUCCAUACCAGUUUUAUGGAAAAUUGAGCCUUCUUGCCCUGGCUUGCAUCUGAGUCACUUCUUGGCUCCAUCAAGCGCCCCAUCUGGAUGCUGGGUAAUAAGAUUCCACAGCACAUGAUGCUCCCUACAUGGCAGGAGACUACAGGUACCAGCCUGUCCUCUGCCACCGGCAUCCACAGCAGAUGAGCAGCACAGGAGUGAGGGUAAAAGGGUCAGCGCUGACGUGCCUGGAUUACCAGGAGCCAGAGACAGAGCAUCAGAACUCCCCCUUCCGAGGCGUGGCUUAUGGCCACAUCUGAGGGACCAACACAAUAGCUUUUAAUUGAGCUGCAUGAACUGUGCCUUUGAAGUCAUAAAGAUACCUCAAGCCUAGCUUCUCUUGAAAUACAGGUGUUAAAACUAGAUUCCAAAAGGUAGGCUCCAGUCGCAGGUGCCCAGGCUGUGAGGAGUCUGCUUCUGAGAACAACCUCCUCCUCAGGCCCAAAGCUUGAAAGUACCGUAUGCUUUGCUGAGCACUGGUGAGGCCUUCAGCACUAACUUUGGUGGUGUCAGGCACACUGCUGGGCACAUCAACUCUUUUGCUUUCCAAACAGUAGAACCUGGGGCACAAAUUCUUUUAUACUCUACUAAGUAUAAUCUUGUCGUUUCAGGUAAACAUGGCAAGAGGUGAAGCAUGAAAUUUUCUAAUUUGACUUAAUCCUAAUAAAAUUUUGUUACAAAGUAUACUU